Messenger RNA from Fusarium proliferatum ET1, 216 nucleotides. RefSeq lists its product as uncharacterized. NCBI's taxonomy places the organism in Eukaryota, Fungi, Ascomycota, Sordariomycetes, Hypocreales, Nectriaceae. Bases 1 to 216 code for a protein of 71 amino acids. The record is from RefSeq and is a predicted model, not a curated record. The transcript has 2 exons.
AUGUCGUCGAUAUCUUUGUUCAAUGCCAAGGCGCUUAUCGGCACACUUUUCCGAUUCGCGACCCAGGGUCUGGUAUGCCAAGAUGCCCAGAUGCCAAGUUUACCUUGUCCCGUUGUCGUUCGCGUGGUCUCCCGUCUCGGCGCCGAGAUGAUUGCCUUCAGUGCUGAGAUGAUCGACUUUGUCGAGAUACAGUCGGACCGAGCAGGCUCCUAUUAG